AUGGCAGACGUACAACUUCAAUCCCACGAGCUAGACACAAGAGAUGAUGACAACACUGUGGUUCUGUCUGACGUCGUCAACCGUGUAAACGAACCCAUCGUUUACUCAAACACCGACCUUAUUGCGGAUGUCAGUCGUCUAUCGAUAUCCGAAAACAACGUCUAUAGCGGCGAUGUAGCGCAAAACAAUUUGCCCUGUUUGAAUUCUAUAUCGUCGUCGACAUCCUCAUCGUCGUCUAGUCAAUGUAAGGCGUCGUGUUCGUCUAGUGAUGUAAAUAAUAGCGACCUAGCCCAGGGCUUACAACAAAUUGAUGGUGUCAAAUAUGUUUGUUAUAAAAACGAGCAACAAAUGAAAGAUAUUAUGCGGUUAAUACAAAAAGACUUAUCUGAACCGUAUUCGAUCUACACGUACCGCUAUUUCAUACACAAUUGGCCUAAACUGUGUUUUCUUGCUGUAGAUGUAGAUAAAAGUGUCGGAGCAAUUGUGUGCAAGUUAGAUGCACACAGGAAAGUUAGAAGAGGUUAUAUUGCAAUGUUGGCAGUGGAUGAAAAUUACCGAAAACAGCAUAUCGGUUCUAACUUAGUAUUGAAUGCAAUUGAAGCCAUGGUGAAUGAUGGAGCUGAUGAGGUUGUGCUUGAAACAGAAAUCACUAAUAAACCAGCAUUAAAAUUAUAUGAAAACUUAGGUUUUGUUCGAGAUAAACGACUAUUUUGCUACUAUUUGAAUGGUGUGGAUGCCUUACGUUUAAAAUUAUGGCUCAGAUAA
Molecule: messenger RNA, 765 nt
Organism: Macrosiphum euphorbiae (potato aphid)
Lineage: Eukaryota; Metazoa; Arthropoda; Insecta; Hemiptera; Aphididae
Source: the annotation of a GenBank genome assembly